UGCGACCGUUUGUGACGCGUAGUUUAUUUAAGAAGUUUCACAAUAUUAUUGUUAAUUAACAAUUUCUCUAAUCCAGAAAAAUGCAAUCUUCUUCAAAUAACAAGGAUGCGAAUAACAAAGCAGCAGAUAAAACCGCACCAUCGACAGAAGAUAAGAAAAACAAAGAGAAGAAGAGAUUGUUGAAAGAAAUACAAGAGCUUAGAUGUAUAAUCGAACAGAGCGAAUGGAGUAUGGAGAUGUUGCGAUUCAAAGAUGCGGAACACUUAAUCAAGCCGCCGCAAAAUUCAAAUAUUUCCCAUUUAGGCAGAGUGCCAAACGUCGAAGUUCAGUUACAGAACGAUUUAUACAAAUUUGCUGGUCUUCAUUGCGCCAAAUUUAGACGAUCGGAAGUUGUAUUUAACUUCUCAUCGACUGAUGAACAUCAAAAGGACAAUGCUUACGCGGUACAAAUUUUGGUAAAAGAUGGAAAAAGCAGUUUAGGAAAAUGGGUGAUGCCAAUGUCGAUAGAUAUGAAUCAAAUAUUAACCAAGAUACCAAUCGAUAAACCAAGUAACUUAACUGCUUUCGCAAAAUACUGCAAGCACAACAUUAAUUGUUAUACUACACGACAGCAGCAGUUUUUGUCAUUAAAAGAACAUACUUUGCACAUGAAACAUUGUGCUCUAUAUUCUAAUAUAGGUUAUAUGCAAAUUAAUAUAGAAUUAUAUGGUAUACACGAUAAAGAUGAAUAUAUUGACUUGAUGGUAUAUUUAUUGUACCAUUCUGAUGAAGCAAGACCAUAUCAAAUUAAAAUUGAUACAACAUCCAAGAAAGAAUUAAGUGAUGAAAUAAAGCAAAAAUGGAAAACAUAUUUAAAGGAGUUCAAAAUAUCAGAUUUACGAACUGCAUUUGAUAAAAUUUUCGUAAAAAAGAAUCCUACAUAUACAUGGACACCAGGAGAUGACAGUGAGAGUCCAUUGGAAAUUAAUGACACUAGUAACUCAGAUGAAGACUUUUUAGAACAACUGCAAUCAAAGCAGAGGUACUCACUAAGAGUUAGGAAAAAACGUAAAAUAUGGAAUAAAUGGAGUGCAAAGAAGAAACAAAAAAAUAUGGAAAAUUCUACAUCGUCAAAAGACAUUAGUGACAAUGCUCAUUCAAGGGCGGAAGAGUCACGCAGUGAGAGUCCACAUCAAACUCCAGUAAAUAAAAAGGAGACUAGAAAGAAAGUAUCUUCUCUUUCCUUGAAGCAACAGAAACAAAUUGAUAAAAAUCUACUAGAGGCAACCCCAAUAAAAGAACCUAAAAUUAUAUUAAAACAGAUAAAAUUAAAUUUCCAAGCUACUCAAUCUAUGAAUUCUGACAAGAUAAAUAAAGUAUUAUCGUCACAAUCAAAGCCUCACAUUAAACUUGGCAGGAAGAAUAAAAAAGUAGCUAAAUUGAUUACUAGUACUCCAUUAAGUCGUCGUGUCAAUCCUAAGGUCGUGUUAUCUACUUUAGAAAUAGAUAAUAUUACUGAAAUUGGAUCUCCAUCGGAGAAAGAGGUGGACAACUUAAACAGCUCGAGGAACAGUAGUCGUUUAAAAAAUAAAAAUUCUCCAAAAGAGAACAUCCAAAACACAUUAAGAAAAAGUCCUAGAUCGGCUAAAUUAUCGUUAAAUACACAUACUGUGAAAGGUGUUAAAUCCAAAACUAAGAAUAUGAAAAAUUGA
Molecule: messenger RNA, 1691 nt
Organism: Harpegnathos saltator (Jerdon's jumping ant)
Lineage: Eukaryota; Metazoa; Arthropoda; Insecta; Hymenoptera; Formicidae
Exons: 4
Coding region: 81-1691 (536 amino acids)
Source: RefSeq, a predicted model, not a curated record